Molecule: messenger RNA, 9734 nt
Organism: Nerophis lumbriciformis (worm pipefish)
Lineage: Eukaryota; Metazoa; Chordata; Actinopteri; Syngnathiformes; Syngnathidae
Gene: hecw2b
Product: HECT, C2 and WW domain containing E3 ubiquitin protein ligase 2b
Biological process (GO): regulation of dendrite morphogenesis; ubiquitin-dependent protein catabolic process; protein ubiquitination
Cellular component (GO): cytoplasm
Molecular function (GO): ubiquitin protein ligase activity; protein binding
Source: RefSeq, a predicted model, not a curated record
CAGAACGUACUCGUAACAAAUCCCGGUCCAAUUGAGAGUUCUUGUGCAGGUCUGUGAUGAGUCUGCGGCGGGCUUUGAUUCCACACAGCCAGCCGGGAGCAGUGCAGCGGAAACGGGGGAGGCGGAUGUGGCGAGGCCCGGCCCCGAUAAAUAAGACAUGAUCCAGGCUGGCUGCACCGCGGCGAGAUGGAGAGGACCUGCCAUGAUGACUCCCAUUGUAAUCUGGUACCUUUUUUAAAGGUUUUGUAAAAGGAGAAACGAUUCGAAUUUUUUUUUAGUGGACCGACGAUCACAUCACCGAGGGGACGCCGAGCCGCGCCCGGCCGUCGGCGCGCUGAGACACGGCUUGGAAGCGGCUGACAGGUCGCUGGGCUGUGGGGCUGCCUGGAGCUCCGGCGGCCAUGAUUGAGCGACUCCUGCGGGGACUAUUUUGUCAUGCGGAUUGGCCUUAAAGUGUCCCCUGGCAAAGGUGUGCAUCGUCCCACCACAUCGUACCCCUCUGAAGUGGCGACUGAUGGUCUCCACUGACCCCUUCUCUCGACUCAUGUGCGAGGCCACCCUGCAUUGUCAAGACGGUCAGAAGCCUGCUAGGAGGAGCGCUUAGUGACGUCUCUUGACAUACCUGCUGUGGUUAAGGACGUGGAAUGUUCUCAAGUGUAGACGCCAAAGAAAUGUGUGUCAACCCCAUCCUGAACUGAAAGAAGUGCCUUGGACAGAACUUCCCAUUCCACGAUCCUGUCUCUAUUUUCAUCUGUUUUAUCUAUUUUUAUAACUUUCUUAUCCACUCGCCAACAUUCGGCCCUCCCUUGCAACAGCAGUCCUCCGCCCCCGCACCAAAUCAUCUGCUCCUUCUCCUCCCUACCUCCAUCAUCACUGCCGCCAUCCUCACCCUCAUCAGCAGCGUCCCUCUUCUUCUCCUCGCUUCUCUCCCCCUGUACUCCCGCCUUCUGAUGAAGUGGUAGCCAUGGCAACAGCUACCGCCGCCUCCUCUUCAUCUUCCCCCCCGCCAUCCUCACCAGGAGCCAACAGUAGCGCCCGGGAACACUUGAUGGCGGUGCGGCGUCGUAACCCGUACGGACGCCCGUACACGAUUGGCCCAGAGAACCUCAGAGGCCUUUCAUCGCAUGGUUCCAUCGAAUCUCCUCCCUCCGUGUCACCGGGCCAGACGGAAAUGGCAGCCAUGGGGCUACAGCGGGCCAACAGUGACACAGACCUUGUGACAUCAGACAGCCGCUCCUCGCUAACAGCUUCGACGUACCAGCUUGCGCUGGGCCAUGGCCACCUCAUCAUCUCAUGGGACAUCAAGGAGGAAGUGGACGCCACCGACUGGAUCGGCUUGUACCACAUUGACGAGACAUGUGUAGCCAACGUGUGGGACUCCAAGAACCGCGGAGUGAACGGCACCCAGCGGGGCCAGAUCGUGUGGAGACUGGAGGCGGGGCCUUACUUCAUGGAGCCCGAGACCAAGAUCUGCUUCAAAUAUUAUCAUGGUGUGAGCGGAGCACUAAGAGCGACAACACCCUGCAUCACAGUCAAGAACCCUGGAGUGACGGUGGGAAGUGACGGUCAUGCUGAGGGCCAGUCAGGGUCAGAGCUCAGUCGCAAAUUGGUCAGCUUCACCUUAUCAGACAUCCGAGCAGCGGGCCUGAAAAAAGGCAUGUUUUUCAACCCUGACCCUUACCUGAAGAUGUCCGUUCAGCCUGGGAAAAGGGGUGGCCUCCCCAAGUUUACACACCACGGCCAGGAGAGGAGAUCCUCCAUCAUUGCCAACACCACCAACCCUGUGUGGCAUGGAGAGAAAUACACCUUCGUGGCACUGAUGAGCGACGUAAUGGAGAUUGAGGUGAAAGAUAAGUUUGCCAAGAGCAGACCAAUUAUCAAGCGCUUUCUGGGCCAGCUGAUUGUGCCUGUGCAGAGACUUCUGGAAGGUCCCACAGCCGACCAACACCCAGUCAGCUACAGUCUGUGUCGCCGCCUUCCUACAGAUCACGUUAGCGGGCAGCUGCAGUUUCGGGUGGACGUCACCUCCAUUGGACAUGAAGCCUCUCCAGAGUUAACAGGAACCAUCUUGGCCAAUGCUGUAAAUGGUGACCCUGGUAGCCCCUCUGACGACGAAGACCUUCUGCACUCCUCAUCCACCCGUGCCGCCCAUGGAGCCUCGCCCACAGGCUCAGAGGAAGGCUCCCUGUUGGUCAACGGAACUUGUUACUACGGCAACAGCAGCGCUUGGCAGGAAGGCACAAUCCUGGCAGCCCAGACUAGCCACACGCACCGGCAGGUGUCCCUCAACGACUACUUGGAUGCUGUUGAGGCCUCUGGGGGCCCCAUGGAGCGACCUCCGACAGGGCCCAGACUCCGCUCCAGCUUUCCUACAGACACACGGUUGAACGCUAUGCUUCACAUAGACUCUGACGAGGACGAGGAGAGCACGGGACAGCGAGGUGACCUAUCCCAGGAGACAAAGCCACAGUGGACUACAGAUGUUGCCUCUUCUGUAGCAUCAUCCGAGCUUCUACAAGGGAGCGAGGUCUCCGAAUCGAGACCCGUGUCGUCAGCAGAAGCAGGUUAUUCUGUCAGUGAGUUGGUCGGUGCCGAAGGAGAACAAACUGAAGAGGAGCCACGGACCAGCAGCAACGCAGACGCAGUUGGAGCAUCGGUGCAUGUUGGUGAAGAACCUGGAGCCAAUGGUUCUCCUCAGACAGAGCAGCUGGAGUCUUCGGGCAGUUGUGCAUACAGCGAGCACAGCACAAGAAUGAGCCAAGACGUGGCUUGCAAUUUGCCGUUCAGCAGUGGCCCGCUUUCACCCAUUCAGGAAGUGGAGACAAGGACAGAAGUGGCUCCUCGGGCAGAAGAGGAAGCCGCAGAAUUAUCAAGCAGCAACAGCCUGGCCAAUUCUGCUCUGACCAUCGCGAGCGACAAUGGGACAUCUGCUGCCACUGCAGGGGCUGUCGGUGAGGAUAUGCAAGGUGAGCCGGGACAGGAGGAGGAGGAGGAAGGUGGUGAGGUGUGGAAGAGACGCUCCCUGCGGGCCGCUGAAGGUGCCUGCAGGGCCCAAGAGGGUCUGAGCGGGACAAUGCCAGAGAGACAGACUGGAGCCACAGCUCAGGUCAACGGCCACAUGUCUGUUCACUCACUGCCGUCUGUACGCCAUGACAUCAGCCGUUACCAGAGAGUGGAUGAGCCCCUCCCGCCAAACUGGGAGGCCCGCAUCGACAGCCACGGUCGGAUCUUUUACGUGGAUCACGUCAACAGAACCACAACCUGGCAACGACCCACAGCCCCGGCCGGCCCGCAGACCCUCCAGAGGUCCAAUUCAAUCCAGCAGAUGGAACAACUGAACCGCAGGUAUCAGAGCAUCCGUAGGACGAUCACCAAUGACAGCAGAGCUGAAGAAGUGUCGGCCAAUGAGCAGCCAGCAGACGAGAGCGAUAGUCUCCCCUCUUUUCCAGAGCUGCGUCGAGAUGGUGGCGCCACCCAGUCAAGCUCUCGGUCGCGCCUUUACCUGCUUCUCCAGUCUCCCAGCGCCAGGUUCCUCACCAGCCCGGACUUCUUCACUGUGCUGCAUUCUAACCCUAGUGCCUACCGCAUGUUCACCGCCAACACGUGUUUGAAGCACAUGAUCAGUAAGGUCCGGCGGGACGCACACCACUUUGAGCGCUACCAGCACAACCGAGACCUGGUAGCCUUCCUCAACUUAUUUGCCAACAAACAGCUGGAGCUGCCUCGAGGCUGGGAGAUGAAGCAUGACCACGCUGGCAAGCCUUUCUUCGUGGACCACAACAGCCGAGCAACCACCUUCAUCGACCCUCGACUGCCCCUGCAGAGCUCUCCGCCCCCAAGCCUCUUGGCUCACCGGCAGCACCUCACCCGCCAACGCAGCCACAGCGCUGGAGAGGUGAGCCCGCGACGCCUGGUGAGCGAAGAGUCCCGUCACGCUGGGCCAACCGUCCCUCCGAGGCCCUCCAGCACUUUCGCAUCUUCCAGUAGGGGGCAGGCUCAAGACGUCGUGCCAGUGGCAUACAAUGACAAGAUUGUGGCGUUUCUGAGACAACCCAACAUAUUUGAGACGUUACAGGAGAGGCAGCCAGAUUUCCACCGGAACCAUUCACUUAGGGAGAAGGUCCAGCUGAUCCGCACGGAAGGAGCAUCGGGAUUGGCACGUUUGUCGGGAGACGCCGACGUGGUUAUAUUGCUCAGUUUGUUUGAGGACGAAGUCAUGUCCUACGUGCCUCCCCACGCCUUACUGCACCCCAGCUACUGCCAGUCCCCUCGCGGCUCUCCUGUGUCCUCCCCGCAAAACUCACCUGGUACUCAGAGAGCAAACGCCAGAGCUCCAGCGCCCUACAAGAGAGACUUUGAGGCCAAACUGCGCAAUUUCUACAGAAAGCUGGAGACCAAAGGCUACGGCCAAGGACCAGGGAAGCUAAAGUUGAUCAUUCGCCGCGACCACCUGCUGGAGGACGCCUUCAAUCAGAUCACGUGCUACUCCCGCAAAGACCUGCAGCGCAGCAAGCUGUACGUCAGCUUUGUGGGUGAGGAAGGAUUGGACUAUAGUGGACCUUCCAGAGAGUUUUUCUUCCUGGUCUCCAGAGAACUGUUCAAUCCUUACUAUGGUCUGUUUGAAUAUUCUGCCAACGACACGUACACGGUCCAAAUCAGUCCCAUGUCGUCCUUUGUGGACAAUCACCAUGAGUGGUUCCGGUUUAGCGGUCGCAUCUUGGGUUUGGCUCUGAUCCAUCAGUACCUUCUGGACGCCUUCUUUACCAGACCCUUCUACAAAGGCUUACUGCGCAUUCUGUGUGAUCUGAGCGACCUGGAGUAUCUGGAUGAGGAGUUUCAUCAGUCCCUUCAGUGGAUGAAGGAUAACGACAUCGAGGAGAUGCUGGACCUCACCUUCACCGUCAAUGAAGAAGUUUUUGGACAGAUAACGGAGCGAGAGCUGAAGGCCGGCGGCGCCAACAUCCCUGUGACGGAGAAGAACAAGAAGGAAUACAUCGAGCGGAUGGUGAAGUGGAGGAUUGAACGCGGCGUGGUGCAGCAGACAGAAAGCUUGGUCAGAGGCUUUUACGAGGUUGUGGACGCACGCUCCGUGUCUGUGUUCGAUGCCAGGGAGCUGGAGCUGGUGAUGGCGGGGACGGCAGAGAUUGACUUGUCUGACUGGCGGAACAACACAGAAUAUAGAGGAGGUUACCAUGACAACCAUAUCGUCAUAAGAUGGUUCUGGGCAGCGGUUGAGAGAUUCAACAAUGAGCAAAGACUUCGCCUUUUGCAGUUUGUGACUGGGACAUCCAGUAUUCCCUACGAGGGCUUUGCGUCUCUGAGGGGAAGCAAUGGACCUCGGCGCUUCUGUGUGGAAAAGUGGGGCAAGGUGACGUCCCUGCCCAGAGCUCACACCUGUUUCAACCGUUUGGACCUGCCCCCCUACCCGUCCUUCUCAGUGCUGUACGAGAAGAUGCAGACGGCCGUGGAAGAAACCAGCACUUUUGGACUGGAGUGAGUGGCCCGCACGGAACCUGUAGGGACCUACUGAAGUGUCCCAGAACAAUCAGACUUUGGAGGCAAGGAGCUUGCAUUUGUUGUCGGAUUUGUAGAACCAUGUGGCCUUGCAGACCACAAUCAGGGAGCGUGAUUAAGACACACCAGACUGGAUUCAGUCUCCAAAAAGGACCUCACAGGAGCUCGGUCGUCAUGAUUGCACUUGUGGGGCGAUUCUGUGAACUUUGUUUUGGUUUCUAAAAAAAAACCAAACAUUUCAAAUGCACAAGAAGAAUCAUUUUUUUUGGGAAUGUAAUUAUUUUUUACCAUGUACAAUAUUUUUUAUCUGUUGUGAAUCAUGGAAUUGCUGCUUCGUUUGAUAACAGAUGCGACAGUCCAGGCUUGUACGGGUUCUCAUCGUCAACUUUUCAAUCUUGCAAGGAUUAAUUGUCACAAUUUGUGGUGAGCUAUCAUUUGUUAUCAAAGCCAGCAGUUGGCAUAAAAACAGUAGGGGUGUAACGGAAGGCAUCCGUCACGGUUUGGUACGUUGCUCGGAUUUUAAGGUCAUAGCUCAUGUUGGGUACAGUAAGGGAACAAAAUGCAGAACAUAAACUGCUUAAUGUAGCUUUUGGGUAAAUCGGUUUGUCCACCAAUAAGAGGCGUAUUGAAUAGUGUUAGGUCCAAUCCCAAUACUCACCCACUCCCACGAGCCCCCCAAAGGAAUUAAAAAGGGGUAGAGCUUUGUAAUCUUCCUUAGGAAUUGGGACACCACUUGCUACGUCACUGCAUCAUAUCAUACAAACGGUAGCAAAAUGUAUAUCGUUAUGAAUUUCAAUACUUUUUGAUACUUUUCAAAAAAGAGGUCAUUAUUGGCCUCAUUUUAACAAGACAUUUAUGAUAAAACCUAUGAUCAAACAUGUUUCUUAUUGCACCCAUAUUAGAAUUAACCUCUUAAGGCCUUAGUGGCCACAUGCGUGGACAGCACCUUUUAGCUCUUAUUUCCAAAAUUGUGUACACUACUGAAUUGGGGUUUUAUGGCUGCUUAUGUGGACACUUAUACUGCCAUCUGGUGGUGUCAGAAGAGUAUAACAUACAAUGGAAUUUGGGAAAAAAAAGUGUAAAAAUAAGAAUUAGCAUGUCACUAAACAUGAAGUACACGUUUGUGUGCUUAUGGACUAAGUACAUCAUAUAAAAAGAUGAUUCUUAGUUUUUUAUUCUAAUUAGGGUCCAAUAAGCGCAAAUAGCAAAGAGAAAUAAAAAAAGCAUGUAAACAAACAGCUUGGGCCUUAAGAGGUUAAAAUGAAAAUGCGCAUUAAACACAUGGACUUUUCCUAUUGCACUCAAACGACAGUUUAGAAAUAUUUUACAUAUUAGAUCAAGCCUGCCAUAAUCUAGAAUUAGGUUGGAAUAGAAUUAGGGCUGCAACUAACGAUUAAUUUGAUAAUCUAUUAAUCCGUCGAUUAUUACUUUGAUUAAUCGAUUAAUAAUCGGAUAAAAGAGACAAACUACAUUUCUAUCCUUUUCAGUAUUUUAUUGAAAAAAACCAGCAUACUGGCACCAUACUUAUUUUGAAUUUUUCUCAGCUGUUUGUACAUGUUGCAGUUUAUAAAUAAAGGUUUAUAAACAAUUAAAAAUAAUAACAGCAUAGCAUAGAUCCAACGAAUCGAUGACUAAAUUAAUCGCCAACUAUUUUUAUAAUCGAUUUUAAUCGAUUUAAUUGAUUAGUUGUUGCAGCCCUAAAUAGAAUACAAAACUUUAUUGACAUUGUGCUUCAUGAUUUAUGGUUGCCAAUACUGAGCUGUGCUUUAAGACAUACAAUAAUUAGUAAACACUGAAAACCAGGCUAAAAGUAUACAGACAAGACAAGUAUCAGGUAAAACACACAUUGUUAAAGACAAAACGUGGAAAUUCAGUCAAUUCACUUGCAUUAUUUUACAUUUCGUAUCAAUAACUACGGGUGUUUUCCAAAGGCAGUUGUACCUUUCUCAAUUCAUUAGUACCACAGUACUUUAUGAGUAGCGGUGUAUUUGUACAACCUGCUAGUCCCACCAUGACACAACAAAUUGGGCAGCAAUGGAGUUAACGACUGAUAUCGUUGUUGUUGUUGUUGUUUUUGCUAAUUCAUCAUGCUUCGGUUGAACAAACAAAGAACAACUUGUGAACAUUUUGAAGGUAUGUAAUGUUAAUGUUUUCACAUUCGCCAGCUUGAAAGUUUUUGCAUUUAAGUAUUAGUAUUUAUUUUAGCCUAAUGUUAGCUAGCAUGGCUAUCUGGCUAACAUUACAAACUCGUUCCAAACUAACAUGUAAUAUAUUAUGUAACACAUUCGCAAGCUUUAAAAGUUUUAGUAUUUAAGUAUUAUUUAGUAUUGUUGACUAACGUUAGCUAGCAUGGCUAUCUGGCUAACACUUAGUAUUUAAGUAUUAUUUAGUAUUGUUGACUAAUGUUAGCUAGCAUGGCUAUCUGGCUAACAGUACAAACUAAUGGUCCAAACUAGCAUAUAAUAAAAUAUAUAACUGUAUUUUUCUCAUGAGCAAGUCAGCAUCUGAAAUGGCUCACUCUGAAGGACUAGAUUUAUACUCCCUACUCCUCGUUAUGCCCACUACCCAAAGAGUCAUUGAGACACUACUACUUUCACGGGAAAGCACAACUUUAGGGAUAGGCCUAAAAAGUAGGCUGAGGGGUGUAUUGGGACUGGGCCUCAAUAGCUUUAGAUCAGUGGUUCUUAACCUUGUUGGAGGUACCGAACCCCACCAGUUUCAUAUGCGCAUUCACCGAACCCUUUAGUCACCAAAAAAAAAAAAAAUGUUUUCAAAUUCAAGACAGUUAUGUUUUUGGUAACACUUUAGUAUGGGGAACAUAUUCUAAGUAACAAAGACUUAAUUUACAGUUUUUUGGACACUAGGGGAACAUAUUCUAAGUAACAAAGACUUAAUUCGGGUCAGGGUUAGAGGGUUAGGGUUAUAAUAAGGCCAUGCAGAAUAAGGCAUUAAUAAGUACUUAAUAAUGACUAGUUAAGAGCCAAUAUGUUACUAAUUUGCAUGUUAAUAAGGAACUAAUUAAUGGUGAAUAUGUUCCCCAUACUAAAGUGUUACCAUAGGGGGCGGUAUAGCUUGAUUGGUAGAGUGGCCGUGCCAGCAACUUGAGGGUUCCAGAUUCGAUCCCCGCUUCCGCCAUCCUCGUCACUGCCGUUGUGUCCUUGGGCAAGACACUUUACCCACCUGCUCCCAGUGCCACCCACACUGGUUUAAAUGUAACUUAGAUAUUGGGUUUCACUAUGUAAAAGCGCUUUGAGUCACUAGAGAAAAAGCGCUAUUCACUUCAUGUUUUUUUUACUGGUGCACAAAAUGAACCGUGCAUGAACAUCACCUUGUUCAAAGAACAAAACCAACACAGUGCAUAAACUCACAACAAAUUACACACCUGCAAAUCAGUGUGACUUCUGCUGUUGCCGUAUCCGUAGUUUUUAUUUACACGAUGAGUCGGGUGUGUCUUGACCUCCGAACCCAUGAGCCCGACUCACCGAACCCCGAGGGUUCGAUCGAACCCAGGUUAAGAACCACUGCUUUAGAAAGUAAGUGUUAGAAGAGUGUGAAUGCUUAUUUAGUUAGUAGUAAAGUUUAUUAGUGAAGCACAGCAUUACAAGUUCUAGCUUGUAGUCCAUUUCCUCGUCUCGACUGAACACACACUCUUAUCCACUUGUUUUGUUUACGUAUUUCACUGUUAAAAGUCAAGUGUUCCCAAACGGAAGAUCAUUUUGAAGCUGUAACUUUUCCUCGGCACUUAUCCCUUGAAAUGACUUCCUGUCCCUCACUUUUAGUGUGUACUCAGUCCUCCUGAACCAAACUGGACAAUAGGAAUAGAAUGUACCGUUACACCCCUCCUACCAUCAUCCACUCAAAUAUACAGUAAAUACAAAUUUGACAUAAGUCAUGAUGAAGCUGAAGAAAAUGUAUAUUUCUUGCAUUUGUGCAUCAUUUAAGCGGAUCCAAUUUAAGGGUCCUUGUGUUGCUCUUAUCCCGACUACACAGCAAUGUUUUUUCACUUUGUGUUUAUUUGCCUGCGAAUGACUGAUUGUACAGUUGUCACUUGGUUGUUGUUCCCUCAAUGAACACACUGCCUUUCCUCUGUCCGUACGAGCAGAGAGAACCAAAGUUUGGGGCAAGGCUGACCCUGUCUUUGUGUACACCGGACCUCACUUUUGCAUAAGAAUGUUGGCAGCACUGUACUGAAAUAAAGUUCCAUCUCUGUCUCUACAAAA